Molecule: messenger RNA, 2155 nt
Organism: Phalaenopsis equestris
Lineage: Eukaryota; Viridiplantae; Streptophyta; Magnoliopsida; Asparagales; Orchidaceae
Product: putative glycerol-3-phosphate transporter 1
Exons: 3
Coding region: 269-1807 (512 amino acids)
Biological process (GO): phosphate ion homeostasis; transmembrane transport
Cellular component (GO): membrane
Molecular function (GO): transmembrane transporter activity
Source: RefSeq, a predicted model, not a curated record
CUCACGGCGAUGCGUAGGAUUCUUUUUCUUGCUUCUUCCUUGUCGGAAUGCUCUUAAAACGUUGAAGGAAUACGUAGAUAGGCAUCGAGAGAGAUCAGAAGAGAGCGAUUGCAGCUCUGCAAUCUUGUUCGAAGGUGAUGACAUAUGAGCUUGAAGUUUAGGUCGCAUAGGUGGCCAUCCCUCUAUAUAACAUCUUAACAAACUCAUUACUGCCACUAGUUUCCUAUCCACUUCAUUUUCUUUUGUGGGCAAAUUCUUAACACACUUCAUGUGUCAGUCAAGUGACUUGGGAGUCCAAGCAGUAUAUAGAAAGCCUCUUGGCCUCUGUUUUUUGGUAUCCUUUAGGAAUGCAGCUUUUAAUUUAAGAACAUACCGAACGCUUGUUCUGGUUCUAACGUUCUUCUCCUAUGCUGGUUACCAUGCCACUAGAAAAACCACAAGUAUUGUUAAAAGUGUGCUUGAUCCCAAGAAAGCAGACUCAAACUUUUUAGCUUGGCCGUUUCCUAGCAAUAUUCUGUUAUUCUAUAAUCAAGAAGAGAAACCACUGCACUCUAGUGGUUGGUCUCCAUUUAACAGUCCAAAUGGUUCAGCGAUGCUUGGGGUGAUUGACGUUGCUUUCCUGUCGGUAUACUCAAUUGGCAUGUUUUUUGCUGGACAUUUAGGAGAUCGUUUGAACCUGCGAUUCCUUCUUACUAUAGGAAUGGUUGGGACUGGCUUGUUUACUGCCCUCUUCGGCAUUGGUUACUGGUUAAACAUUCACAGUUUCUACUAUUACUUGGUAGUUCAGAUAUUUGCAGGUUUGUUUCAAUCUACUGGAUGGCCUUCAGUUGUAACUGUUGUUGUUAACUGGUUUGGAAAGAGGAAGAGGGGAUUGAUCAUGGGAAUAUGGAAUGCCCACACUUCAGUUGGAAAUAUCUCUGGCUCAUUGAUUGCUUCUGCUUUGUUGAGUUAUGGGUGGGGCUGGUCUUUUGUCAUUCCUGGCCUUCUUAUUUCAGUCAUUGGACUGACUGUAUUUCUUUUCUUGCCUGAGAGUCCUGAGGUUGUUGGAAUAGAUAAAAAAGAUGCACAGUUGAAGCCUAGCAGGGCUGGAAAUGAUGAGCUUCCUCUUGAAGGAAGAGAAGAAAAGAUCAAGGAUAAAGCAGUGGGAUUUGUUGAGGCAUGGUGGAUACCUGGGGUUGCUCCAUUUGCCUUUUGUCUUUUCUUCUCCAAAUUGGUUGCUUAUACUUUUCUCUACUGGCUUCCAUUCUAUAUCAGUCACACAGCCAUUGGAGGUGAAUAUUUAUCCAAUUCGAAGGCUGGAGCCUUAUCAACAUUGUUCGAUAUCGGUGGUGUGUUUGGUGGCAUCUUAGCAGGUCACAUUUCUGACAACCUUAAUGCACGGGCAAUCACAGCUGCAAGUUUUAUGUAUUGUGCCAUCCCUGCACUCUUCUUUUACCGAGUUUAUGGGAGCACUUCCCUCUUCUGCAAUGCUGCUCUCAUGAUCAUUACAGGCUUGUUUGUGAAUGGUCCUUAUGCUCUUAUCACAACAGCAGUUUCAGCUGACCUUGGCACCCAUGGCUCCCUGAAGGGGAAUUCCAGGGCCUUGGCUACUGUGACGGGUAUCAUCGACGGAACGGGAUCAAUGGGCGCAGCCAUUGGACCACUCUUGACUGGAUAUCUGUCAACACAAAGCUGGAGUGCAGUAUUCACUAUGCUUAUAGUAGCUGCGCUCAUGUCUGGUCUGUUACUUACGAGGCUUGUGGCGGCUGAGGUUAAGGUGAAAUUGAGGGCGAGGUCUUCUAUGUUGGAGCAAAGUCUAUUAGUCUAAUAUGAUUCACAUUACAGACUUUCACUGGAAGCAAGAUAGUGUUGGAACAAGGAGAGAUUUGGUUGUCAUUUAUUUAGAUGAAUAUUUAAAUUUGUUAAGAGUAUAAAUUAUAGAAUAAAUUCCAAUUCCUUACGUUCUCAAUUUUCUUCUUUCUCUUUGCCUUCGUGUCAAAUGAUACUUGUAUGAAUAUUUGUACUAUAUUUUCUACUGAAAACAUGUUCUGUAAAAGUUCAGUCUGAAAGUCUUACUCAGAUUUCUGCUUUGCUCAAGCUUGUUCUUCGGUUAUUUUCUUGGUCAUGUAGGCAGUGCAAUUAAAGAACAACAAAAGCCAAAUUAGUGGGAUUUAUU